Messenger RNA from Moneuplotes crassus, 311 nucleotides. The record is from the annotation of a GenBank genome assembly. NCBI's taxonomy places the organism in Eukaryota, Ciliophora, Spirotrichea, Euplotida, Euplotidae.
AUAAUAUAAAAAUGUUCAGGAGAGAUUACAAAAAGCAAUUUAAUUUAGCAAAAUAUAAAUACCAAGCAAAUCCAGCUCAUAUACAGAGCUUAAGAACUUCUCAGAGAGAUCCUAUUAAGACUGUAGCAAUGGCCGCUAUUUGCUUUCUUACUGCUUACACAUUCACUAAGAGAUAUUAUGAAGCUCCACAUAACCAUAAAGACACAACAAAGCCAAUGACUCUUCUAAACGGAGAGUUGCAUCCAUUCGAGAUUCAGCCAAAGAGUGCAGAGGGAAUGCCAGUUUACACUAAGCACCUAAACAACUCCUAA